Molecule: messenger RNA, 3811 nt
Organism: Uranotaenia lowii
Lineage: Eukaryota; Metazoa; Arthropoda; Insecta; Diptera; Culicidae
Gene: aus
Exons: 14
Coding region: 1114-3606 (830 amino acids)
Source: RefSeq, a predicted model, not a curated record
UUUCAGGUGUCAUAUUUUCUCUGAGGUCCUGAAAAUAUUAACAGGCAAAGAUAAAGAAUACUUCAAUCGAUCAACUUUCGGUUUCGUCGAUUGUACUGUCAUGCUCAAAAAAUCGACUAAUGAGCACACCCUGUGGUUUUCAUGCUCCUUCAUAUGAGGCACGCAGGGCCAGUUCUCUAGUCUGCUGCCGAAGAGGGAGAAACAAGAGUAUGAUUCUAUCAUUUACACCAGACGUGAAAACAUAGGUCAACGAGCAGGUAACGCUUUUGGUACUGCUGAUCGUCUUGAAGCCAGAUAAUAAAAGCUGUACAUAUUAAGAGAUCCAAAUUGAUUUUCUGAACUGAAAAGUUCUAUUACUGGGCUAGCCAAGGUGAUUGAAUUCGUGAAAAAUGCAUAAUGUUCAAUUGUAACGUGAGCACGAGGAAGGACAAGUGCAUCAAUAUCACAGCUUUAGGCGUAUCGUGCGUAGUUAGUGAAAAAUUAUUCUCUCCCUCGACGAAUGAUCUUUUUAUUUUCUUCUGCUCCGACGAAGAGGAAAAAAGAGCCCAUCGUCGUCGACGUCGACGUCGUCGUUAUUGGUUGGGAGCAGAAGCAGAAGUAGAAGCAAAGAGCCAUAUAGGCAGCAGCAAAAGCAGAAGUACCUCUGCUUUGCUGAAGAAAAUGUAGCCCAUUUUUGGGUGAAAAAAAUGCCGAAAAGCUGCUAAAAGUGUAAUAUAUUGUGCAUGAAUGUAGUUUAGUGCAAAAUAUGUGUAAUAUCAGUGCAAAGAAGGUGCACAAAUUAGUGAACUUUUUAAUAAUUCCUCGCAAGCAGGAAUUUGAGGUGGAAAAAUCAAUACCAAUAUGAAAAUUAACAAUGGCGGCUGUUUAGUCCGGGGAGGAGCUUAAAGUCGAAUCCUGAUUGGAAUACCUAAUCAAUAUGGUGAUAUGAGCAACUUACACAAAUAAUUUAAUUGAUAUUAACAGUAAAACAAUACAAGGAAUAAGUAGUGGCAGUAACGCUAAAAACAUAGAAGAAAAAAAUCAAUACAAAAACUGCGAACGGAAAAAUUGUCUAUUAAAAAUAAAGACAAACGAACAUCUAAAAAACGACAUCACCAGCUUAUCCGUUCUAAAAUGCACAGCAUGUUUCAGCAAAAUAGCGAAAUUCAGCGUCAAGUCGAAAGGAUCAAACAGUCAAGCAUUUCACUCAAAUCGUAUAUUUUCUCUCGUGAUAAUUUCAACAUUCCCGAAACGUCAUUAUCAAAACCGUCUUCUUCAUCAUCAGUUCAAAGGCAGUCCUGCGCGAUUCGAUUACGGCAGAAAGACACCAGAGGAAAACAUAUAUCGACAUUAGAAUCGCAAAACAGUCAGACCGAUAAUGCAUAUUAUCCUCAUUUAGUUAGUACUGCAUCAAAUGAUACCAGCAACAGUAAAACAUUUAGUAACAACAAAGGCAACGGUAGCAGUAGUAGGAGUCGGAUAUUAUUCUAUAGGUUGAUUAUUCAAACUUUUUUGGCCUUGUUCUUGGUAACGAAAUGCUGUGACGCAGCUAAACAAGAUGCAUUACAAAGUAGCACUGGGUGCACAUUUCCAAAACGAUGGGAGGGACGAUGGUUUCAAUCUGGGGUACAACAGGAAAUUACUAUAGAAGGAUCAACUUUAAGUACUAGAGGAAGGUGCAUCGCUAGCGAGGGAGAUAAAUUUUUAUUAGUGAACGAAAAGGGAUGUCAUCGAUGCGUUGUAAUAUACCAGAAGCAUAUAAACAUACUACAGUAUAAAGAAAGUGAGUGUGAAGAUAUGUAUACAGGCCAGUUGAAUCCAGCUGCAAUGCCUAUUCAUAGCGUUUUAAAAAGUGAACAUAGUCGGGGGGCUCAUCCCAACAUGAACGGGCAUUCAAGAUUAUCGUCAUCGGAUCCGUAUGUCCGAUCCAAUGAAGAUAGCGACAAUUGUAUGGGAUGCAAGGGACGCGAAACGUUGCACUAUCUUUGUGAACAGAUCCCUGGCGAUGCAUUACUCUACAGUAUGUUCAAGAUCAACCCAGAGCCCAUCAAAUGUCCACUAUCUGGUUCCUUUACUUUCACGUACAACCGAGGUCAUGGCGAGUGUCGGAAUCCGGUGUCCAAGAUGGAUAUGUGUACUGAGGACAGUAGAUUAUUGCUCAACUUUCAAGCAUGUCCAGAUGUUCCCGGGACGGAGAGUACAGUCGAGGAACUAACGUGUCUCGCAUGGUGGAAAGAUGGAAACUCCAGAUACCUUGUUGGGUUAGUUUCCCAUCACCAUGCCACAACAAACGAAGAUCGAUUCCGGUGUUUCGUGUACGAAAAAAUCAGUGGAUCAGGUGCCGCCAAUGCUGAUGCCGAGUAUAAGCUAGCUCAAUCUGGUGACGCGACAUGUAAUGGGUUGGAGAGUGCAGAAGUUGGCUCAAGAAUUAUGACUUUGAAGAGAGCCCCAAUGACGGAACGAUGCGAUUUCCCCACUUGGUUCAAAGGUCCCCGACAUUGGCACGCACUUAUGGGGAACGCAAAUUACAUUUUUCACCCAAGUGAUGGAUCGUUACACAUCGUUAAACCAAGCGGCUACAUGGAAGGUCGGGCUCUUUGCGAGCAAAUCAACAAACAGACUCCAACCGAGAUGAUGGCAGUAGUUCACCACACAACUGGAUGCACUUCUGGAUACAUGUGUGUGAUGUUCUAUAGACGAGAUACUCACGUAGCCGAGCUACAGAUGGGCACACCCGCAGCACGAUUGGAGGAUGCCUGCACGACUGAAAAUUUCGACUCGCAUCGAACUCCGUUUGUUACUUUAUUAGCUAAUAAUCCAGAAACACAGAUCUGUCCGAUGGAGGGAUACUACUCAAUCAAAGGUUUCCUCAUUCCCUCUUCGUCGAUAUCAAGGCACAAACGAAAUCACAACAACAACAGAAGUCGCAUGCACCGCCAUAGAGAGGUUGUAAGCUUCCGUAAUCAGGAAAGCGUAACAGAUGGGGGUUUUUAUAGUAGCAGCAUGGAAAAGCGCAAAGCAUUCUCGCGGAUGAGACGAAGGGCCGCAACGGUACAAGUGCUCCAGCAGCCAAGUGAUAAUGUCACACAAGACUUUUACAGUUUAGAAUCUACCCGGGCUCGUAGAGAAACAAUGGGAUGUAAUAUUAACCACAAUACCAACAGACGUUUAUACAUAGGAUGUAAUGAAAACACUGUAAUAGAGGUUAAACCGAAAUGUAAAAACGAUGAAGAAGAAACUUACACUUGCCACGGACAUUGGCAGGAAAAUCAAACGACCUUCAUCAUUGCCAAGCAUCUCAGCUCUCAGCAUGGUGUCUGUAUCAGCUACGUGCCAAUCGAGGGAAAUCAAGUACAAGUGUACGUAGGAGAUUCCUGCCAUAGACCCGGAAUGCAGCAAGGCAGCAGUAACGGUAUUUCCAGUUCCGGAUCUUCGAUGGCCAAUGGAGGCGUUGGAUCGAAUCAAGGUGUUGGCGGCUCCACAACUUUUCAUAAGACUAUGUCAAAUGUUACUGUUGUAGGAAAAUGCGGCGACACUAGCAGAUCGAUUACGCUACACUGCCGAUUUAAUGGCUGGAUGAUUCUCACUGUACUAUCGAUAGCGCUGUUUAAUUUCACCAUAAGAUGAUCACACAAAAUGUAAAUUACAAUUACAAGAAACAUUAGCGCUCUGAACGGUAAACAUUCAUGUUUAUCUUACUGGUUACAGAACAACAACACUCACAAAGACUUCACACAUCCACAUUCAAAAAUGUGACUUCUGUGUACCAUGUUGUACAAAAAAGACAGAAAAAAAUUAGAACCGAAAUAAAUUUAUGGUUUUUAUUGUUUUA